AUGCUCCCCAGAGGGGCCGAGGCCCUGGACUGGCAUUUGGACAUGCAGCUGGCCGGCAAGGUGGUGCUGUCCGCGGCCGCGCUGCUCCUGGUGACCGCCGCCUACAGGCUGUACAAGUCGAGACGGGCCCCGGCCCCCCAGGGGAGGGCGGGGGCCAGGACCAAAGCCCGGGAGGAAGCAGAGGGCUCGGGGCAGCCUGCCGCGCAGGGGGCUUCUCCAGGGUCCCUGCGAAAGCGCCGGAGGGCCAGCAAGGAGGCUGGCAGGCCACUGGGCUGUAGCUGGGAGGAUCCAGGAGGCCCCUGUGUCCUGGCCACCGCAGCCACUUCCAGAGACGGCCAGGCCCCCAGGAAGGGUUCUGGAGAGGAGCCGGGCGGGCAGCGCCCGGACUUGGAGUUGGUGCCCGCUCCCGGCUGCGGCCAGGAAGCCGGAACAGCUGCUGGCGGUAAGCCUGGCCCUCCCCGCCGCCCCCCUGUAGGCAGUGAACCCGAAAGCUCUGUAACUGGACCUGCUGUGGCAGUGGACGGUGACUGCGUGGGUGGUGAGCCAGCUCCGCGGCCGGAUGGUGGGACCCCUGCACACCCGGGGUCCGGGAAGCUGGACCCCCCUCCCUGCUGGACAUCUGCCAGAGAAGGCAGCGGUGACAUGAGCCAGAGCCAGGCCUUGCCCCCCAGCACAGGGGUCAGCAGGGAAGAGACUGGGGCCCUCCAGGCCACCUCAGACCUGGGCCUGGCCUUGCAGCAGCCGGAGGGCGCCGGCCACGCGGCCUACACGUUCUCGUCCAGCGCCCGGGUGCGAGUGGAGGAGAACCUCAUCGGGAAGGCGGAGGGGCCGGGCCCCCGGCUGAGGGGCAAGGUGUACGACUACUACGUCGAGGCCACCUCCCAGGCCGUCUCCAGGCUGGCCCCCGGGGCGCCAGGUCUGCCUCAGGCUCUGUCCCCUGAGCCGGUGCCAGGGCCCCUGGGAACCGGAACCGUGUCCGGAGGCGAGACUGGCGACACAGAGGGAGGCGCUGAGAUGGCGGCCUCUCCCCAGCCUGUGCCGUCCCCCUCUGCACAAGGCUUCGGCAGGAAGGAGAGCCUGCUGCACAUCGCCGACCACCCAGAGCUCCAGCUCCAGCUGGAUGGCUUUGGGACCCCCGCUCCCUCCCACCCCCACCAGGGCCCCCUGCCCAGCCCUCCUGGGAGCAGCGCGGAGCCCCGCGUGCAGCUUGUGGCCGGGACCAACUUCUUCCAGGUGCCGCUGGGCCCCGCCACGGCCCCGGACAUCUGCCUGGAUCUGGGCAACUGCUGCGAGGUGCUGGCCUGGGCCAAGAGGCAGCAGCUGGAGGCCCUGAAGGAGGCAGCCUACAGGGUGAUGAGCGACAACUACCUCCAGGUGCUCCGCAGCCCCGACAUCUACGGGCGCCUGAGCGGGGCCGAGCGGGAGCUGAUCCUCCAGCAGCGGCUCCAGGGCCACAAGUGUCUGGUGGUGGCCGACAUGUGCCCGCAGGAAGGCUGUGGCCGCCUCUGUGGCUAUGACGAUGCCCGAGACACCUGGCACCCCCUGGCUCAGCUGCCCCCCGAGGCCGUGUCCUGGGGAUGCGCCACCUGCACUCUCUUCAAUUACCUCUUUGUGGUGUCCGGCUGCCAGGGAUCUGGGCGCCAGCCCUCCAAUCGCGUCUUCUGCUACAACCCGCUGACGGGGAUCUGGAGUGAGGUGUGUCCCCUGAGCCAGGCCCGGCCGCACUGCCGCCUGGUGGCCCUGGACGGGCACUUGUACGCCAUCGGGGGCGAGUGUCUGAACACCGUGGAGUGUUAUGACCCCCGCCUGGACCGCUGGGCCUUCGCCCCUCCGCUCCCCAAUGACACGUUCGCCCUGGCGCACACGGCCACCGUGUGUGGCGAUGAGAUCUUUGUCACGGGUGGCACCCUGCGCUACCUGCUGCUCCGCUUCUCGGCCCGGGAGCAGCGCUGGUGGUCCGGCCCCACGGGGGGCAGCAAGGACCGCACGGCCGAGAUGGUGGCGGUCAGUGGCUUCCUGUAUCGCUUCGACCUCAACCGCAGCCUGGGCAUCGGCGUGUACCGCUGCAGCGCCAGCACCCGGCUCUGGUACGAGUGCGCCUCCUACCGGACGCCCUACCCGGACGCCUUCCAGUGCGCCGCGGUGGACGGCCGCAUCUACUGCGUGGGGCGCCAGCGCAUGCUCUGCUUCCUGGCCGACCACAUCUCACCCAGGUUUGUGCCCAAGGAACUGCAGGGCUUCCCGUCCCCACGGGGCACCCUCCUGCCCACCGUCCUGGCCUUGCCCGUCCCUGGUAUGCCUCAGACCAGGGUCUAG
Marmota flaviventris (yellow-bellied marmot) is the source of this 2316-nucleotide messenger RNA. RefSeq names its product kelch domain containing 7A (gene Klhdc7a). The record is from RefSeq and is a predicted model, not a curated record. Lineage: Eukaryota; Metazoa; Chordata; Mammalia; Rodentia; Sciuridae. Gene Ontology annotation, molecular function: protein binding.